AUGGGCUCUUGUGCGUCAACCGGAGUGUCACAAGUCGAAAGUCCUAAGAGAAGUUUGACUGUUGGUUCCGUCAACCCAGCAGGCGCGAUGAGUCCCUCUAGAACCCGCGCCUCCCACAAUACUGCCAAAGGAUUCGACCAGAAUCACUUGCAACAUGAGAAUCAAUUGAACUACGCCGAUUCUCUGGGGACCUCGGUGGACCUCCUAGUGAUGGGACGAGGCUGUUUGAGUCGUUUCGCUCGAGUUUGUCGUCACUUCUUUAUUCAUUUGCUUUGCUUCCUGCGUGCGGAUAACCGCACAUCUGAAGAAUUGUUUGGCGUUAUGUUGACGUUACCUUUGUUGUA
Molecule: messenger RNA, 344 nt
Organism: Opisthorchis viverrini
Lineage: Eukaryota; Metazoa; Platyhelminthes; Trematoda; Opisthorchiida; Opisthorchiidae
Exons: 3
Source: RefSeq, a predicted model, not a curated record